CCCUCCCCCGUCUCUGCUCGGCAUCCUCUCUCCCUGAGCCGGGCGGGGCGUCCUCCUUGUUUGUUCCGUCCGUCCGUCUCUCGCUUCCCCGCAGAGAUGAGUCGUUCUCCCGCCCGCCCACUAUAUGCAGAUGAGGCGCCCGUCUGGGCUUCCUGAUUGGUCGCCGGCGCCCCCACGCCCACGCAGGACGAAAGUACCAAAGUCCCACUGGCGGAAACGGGGAGAUUCGAUCCCGGAGCGCGGACAGGAAGCAUGCCGCCUCCUGAUUGGCUGCGCGCCGCGUUCCAGACCCUGCUGAUUGGCCCCUGAGGAGCCAGAGACCUGCUGGCCAAAGGCAUGAAGCGUAAGCGGAGUGAAGAUGAGGCAGGCCCUUCCGCAGCUGCCCCCUCUGGCUCCCUCGUCAGCCUCUCCGUCUCCAAGCUGCACCGAAGCCUUCAGCACGUGGAGCCCAACCUCCGCCACUUGGUGCUAGUGGCCAACACCCUCCGGCGCAUCCAGGACGAGAUGCUGCAGCCGGCCACAGCCCCCAUCCCCCAUCCGGACUUUCUGGCUGAUGGUGGCUGCACAGUCCCCAGGGACGAUGCUGUAGGUGCCUUGGCCUGCACCCUCCAAGACACUUGCCAGAGGCCGGUGCCACCAUCCUCUCUGGGCCCCCCUGUAGAGGAGCUCCUCCUCUCCAAUAUGGACUCCUCUGUCUUCUCCACCAUUCUGGAGGACCUGAGUGGCUUCGGAGACUUGGUGCACCCCUCUGUCGCCCAGCCUGAAGGCGGCCAGCUGUGUUUGCUCAGCCCAGAGCCUGAACGGACUUCUCACCCUCGCCCCUCCAGCCCCCUGGAGAUUCUGGGCCCCGGCACCUACCUGCUGGAGGAUGGCCUAGAGGGUGUGUUUGAAGACAUAGACACCUCCAUGUACGACUAUGACCUGUGGUCCACCAGCCUCCCCACCUUAAAGGAGGCCUUUCCUAGCACUGAGGACGAGAGGCCAGGGCUGGGCGACCUUGACUAUCUCAUGGACAUGCUUGUGGAGGCCCAGGAGCUGUGAUGAGAGGCGAGGAGAGGGUUGGAAAAGACUCUUCAGGGAACCAUGGUUUAAUCUUGGGAUGGAGCAGGGAACCAUGGUUUAAUCUUGGGAUGGAGCAGAGCACAUGCUGCCUUUUUCAGAACCCCUCCCCCCCAUUAGUGGGAGGAUCCCAAGGAGGAAACAGAGAAGAUGGGGGUUAAUGGUGCUGCAGUUAAUAUUGUCUCACAUGAGGCAAUCACUGCCAUGUGUGACAAAGCAGUCUUUAUUAGAUCUUGUAGAAAGCCAUUCCCCAAACUUCCUGUAUGAGAUAAUCCCUCGAAACAGAACUGUAACCAACUUGAAAUGCACUGAGUUCGGAGUUCUGUUUCGGUAGGAAUCUGGGCAUCUCCAAGAGGUUGUGUUAAACAGAUCACCGGCUAUGAUAAGAUUCUGCAGUGGCUUUUUUUAAAGACAUAAAACACUCUUCUAGGACUUGGGAAUGGAUUUUCCAUUUGGGAGGCUUCUCCCCCCUGCCCAAUGGGCCAGAGUUUGACUAGGCUGAUGUGUGUCGACUGACUUUGCUUGUUUUCAAAGAAGCGCCACCUGAGUUUCAGGCAUCUUGAAGUGCCUGUUUUAUGAGAUCACUCCACCCCCUCCCUUCCACAACCUCCCUGGAAUGUAGCGAACGCCACUUCCUCCUACACACCUUGGCUAACUCCGCUGAAUUGCACAGGCGGGAAAGGCUGGGCUAGGCGUGCGUGUUUGCAGGUUUGUGUACACAAAUAUAUCUGGACUGUUGUUGCUAUUGAGUGCUGCCUUCAGGCAACGAACGGUUGUAAGACUGAGAGGAUAAUUUAUUGUCUGAGUGCCAAGGACUAAAAGCUUGAAGAUCCAUCUACUA
Rhineura floridana is the source of this 1900-nucleotide messenger RNA. It is a transcript of the gene SERTAD1, whose product is annotated as SERTA domain containing 1. The coding region runs from base 337 to 1041 and encodes 234 amino acids. The record is from RefSeq and is a predicted model, not a curated record. NCBI's taxonomy places the organism in Eukaryota, Metazoa, Chordata, Lepidosauria, Squamata, Rhineuridae. Gene Ontology annotation, molecular function: transcription regulator activity. The transcript is spliced from 2 exons. Gene Ontology annotation, cellular component: nucleus.